This is a messenger RNA of Alternaria burnsii, 3411 nucleotides long. RefSeq names its product mfs monocarboxylate transporter. Bases 1 to 3411 code for a protein of 1136 amino acids. Gene Ontology annotation, biological process: transmembrane transport. Gene Ontology annotation, molecular function: transmembrane transporter activity. Gene Ontology annotation, cellular component: fungal-type vacuole membrane. The transcript has 6 exons. The record is from RefSeq and is a predicted model, not a curated record. NCBI's taxonomy places the organism in Eukaryota, Fungi, Ascomycota, Dothideomycetes, Pleosporales, Pleosporaceae.
AUGACAAUGUCGACGUCCGUGUCUGAAGAACCGGCUCAUCACCCUGUCAAGCGUGCGCUCGCACCAUGGAAACUUACGGCUGAGGUGUACAUGCUCUUCAUGACGCUGAAGGAGUUGCCCGAAAAUGUGCAUGAUGAGUUGGAAGGCGAGGCUGGAGGGUGGAAUGGCGAGGAGAAGGGAACGUUCAAGGAGGGCUUGGGGAGUGUGAUGGUCGUUAGGUAUAGGGAGACGCCUGUAGGUCCCUAUGACGAACUUCUCCUCGUCCCCGGAAACUUCAUCGUCCCGCAGCCCACUAGUACUACCUCAUCGCACUUGCAUAUCAAGAUCCCUAAGAAAGCCCAACGCAUAUCCCGCAUCUACGUCUCCCAACGCACAACAACCUAUAAUGGCCGCCUAAACUGGAAUAUACCCAAACACCUCGCUCGCUUCUCCUUCUCUUCGCCACCCACGCCACCUGGUGCCUCGCCCCCCUCCAGCCUCACCGUGCAAGUCUUCCCCCCAGGCACUGAAGAUGGGGAUGGCGGCGCCCCAUUCUUUGCUUGUACGCUCAAGCCGUGGACGUGGGUUCCACCCAUUCCGCUAAACACAAAGUAUCUUCCGCUUAGCAUGGCGGCCGCGCAGCCGCCAUUGCCUGCUGCACCAGGGUAUGAGAGGGCGCUUAGCGAGGUUCUAGGGGGAGCAGAGGUGGACGAGUAUGAUUUAGAUCCGAAGAAAGAAGGUGCCGUGCUGGUGGGCACGGAGAAGUGGCGGGCGUUUGAUAUCGCGGCGAUUACGCCGAGAGCGAGGGGGUGUUGGGUUGAGGUUCAUGAGAAGAAAAACGAGGAGGUGGUUGAAGAGGGUGGAAAAGAGUGGUGGCCGAGGAAUUUAGGGUCGUGGAGUGUUGGGGCUUGGAUGGAGGAUGUGGAUUGGAGAUUGGGGGAGGUCGUGGAGUGGACGGUUCGCACAGAGAUCUCCACCUCCGUACGCAUAUCUGUCAGUGCUCGGUUCGGACACAUGUGGAUGUUGCUCAUUCUUUCAACCACCACAAUUCUCAUCAUGAUGCUUCUUCCGGUCUCAUACGACCUUGGCUGGACAGCUAAGCUCCUCCGUCGCGACUUACGAGUCUUCCGAAUGAAGCUCACCACGAGACUGAAGCUCAAGUCCAAGCCUGGCGAGGCCGCCAAAGACACCUCGGAGCCGAAAAGUCUUCACUACAAGAAUCCAUCGCCGAUCAAUGUCAGUGAAGCCACUGCAUACUCCAGACCGCAAGGAGACGUUUUAGACGACGAACCAGAGACCAACAGCGAAAAGUGCAACAAUACCCUCUACGAACUCUUGGAAGGCAGACUCAGAGCUACGUAUGCGUCUCGCAACCGCGAUGUAUCACACCAAGACCGCUGGAGGUUCCGCGGUAGUUGGCUACUGUUAUACAAGGCCAUCCAAGCAUGCGCCUCGAAUGACAGCUGCGAUAUCCUUCGCGCGUGCGCACAAGAUACAAACGAGAAAAGGUUGCUGCUGGAGAUGCUGCAACUGAACACGAACCACAAUAGACUGCCUUUCCACGAGGUCAGCAAAAUGCCUGCUGCACCCUACACCAAGCAAGACAGCGACCAUAGCCGUUAUGAUUCCAUGCUUAGCAACGCUACCACACUCACACCCACGCCCUCGCCCGCGCAGAUCUGGUUGUCCAUCCUCGAAGCCACAAAUGACGCCGAAAAGAUCGCGCCUAUGGCUCAAGAGCUUCUACAGCAUAUAUGGUUAGGGAAUAAAGUUGUCGACAUCAUUGAGCAGAUCGGAGACCCCCACAAGAAGUUCCCCGACGCCGACGACGCUGAGCUCUGUGUCAAAUUCCGACAGUUGCUAUCACGCGCAUUGUUACACAUAUUCAUCCUCUUCCCCAAUACGAACACAACAGGUCGUAUGAGCAGCGAACCAAAAGGCAGCACGCCAGGAUCAAUUAACCCACACUGCAAUCUGACUAGAGUCAACACUUACCCUCACGCCGAAUUUACUAUUCCACCAUCGGACACACUUUCGCCAUGCCAAAGUGCCCAAACUCACAACGCCGAUGCCCCGGCAUCGGCCAGCUUCAAGGCGAAUCGCCCAAGCAACACUGCAACUGGAGAUGAGAAAGCUCACCGACCUCAUGAUGAGGAAUCUCGAUCAACCUCUAUCGCCAAUGACCAAGUAACCUAUCCUGAAGGCGGCCUAGGUGCCUGGUCUGUCGUUCUGGGAUCGUUCCUUGGUCUCGUCGCCUCGCUGGGCAUGAUGAACACGGUCGGCAUCUACCAUGCCUACAUUGCCGAGCACUAUCUUGCGGAUUACUCCGAGUCGACCGUCUCAUGGAUCUUCAGCAUGUACGUCUUCCUGUCGUUCUUCUGCGGACUACAAAUUGGACCCAUCUUCGAUGCCCAUGGUCCGCGACUCCUGGUGCUGGCAGGUAGCAUCCUGAUCUGCCUGUCCAACUUCCUGCUCGGCUUGUGCACAUUGUACUGGCAUUUCUUUCUCGUCUUUGGCGUGCUCGGUGGUCUCGGUACAUCCUUGAUCUUCACGCCCGCUUUUGCAGCAGUCAGCCACUUCUUCCUGCAGAAGCGCGGCAACGCAACGGGUAUUGCUGCUGCUGGAGGAUCGCUGGGCGGAGUGAUAUUCCCGUUGGCUUUGGAGAAACUGCUACCGAAUGUGGGCUUCCCGUGGGCGACUCGCAUCAUUGGCUUCAUUACGCUUUUCUGCUGCGUCGGCGCCUGCUUCCUCAUCCGCUCUCGCCUACCACCCAAAGCUGGACAGUCAGUAUGGCCAGACUUCCGGAUCUUCAGUCAAAAGAGCUACUUUCUCCUGACCGUCGGCAUAUUCAUGAUGGAAUGGGCACUCUUCAUCCCGAUUACGUACCUCACUACCUUCGCGAUCAGCACCGGCGCCUUUGGCCCGUCGUUCUCAUACCAACUCAUCGCCAUCUUUAACGCAGGAAGUUGUCUCGGUCGCUGGGUGCCGGGUCUCCUAGCCGACAAGCUCGGGCGCUUUAACAGUAUGAUAGCUGCACUAGCAGUCUGCUCAGCUACAUCACUGGUGUUCUGGCUCCCCGCAUCGCUCCUCACCCCCACCACUGAGGCCGAGGCGACAGCUAUAAAAGCUCUCUCUAUUGUUUACGCAGUCAUCUUCGGUUUCGCAUCUGGCUCGAAUAUUUCCCUCACGCCGGUUUGUGUAGGCCAGCUCUGCGAUACGAAUGUGUACGGGAGAUACUACGCUACGUGCUAUACUGUUGUCAGCUUCAGUACGCUCACGGGUAUCCCUAUCGCGGGGGCUAUCAUUCAGGCUACAGGUGGGCACUACUGGGGUGUGGUCAUCUGGACUGCAGCUUGCUAUAUAGUGGCAUCGCUCUGCUUCGUGUGGAGUCGCGCACUCCAAGUUGGCUGGAAGUUGGGUGUAAAGUUUUGA